Aspergillus fischeri NRRL 181 is the source of this 1296-nucleotide messenger RNA. It is a transcript of the gene fahA, whose product is annotated as fumarylacetoacetate hydrolase FahA. The transcript has a single exon. The record is from RefSeq and is a predicted model, not a curated record. Gene Ontology annotation, biological process: L-tyrosine catabolic process; homogentisate catabolic process; L-phenylalanine catabolic process. Bases 1 to 1296 code for a protein of 431 amino acids. Gene Ontology annotation, molecular function: fumarylacetoacetase activity. Lineage: Eukaryota; Fungi; Ascomycota; Eurotiomycetes; Eurotiales; Aspergillaceae.
AUGGCUUCGUGGCUUCAGAUUCCCAAGAACUCGCCCUUUUCUCUGGCGAAUAUUCCCUUUGGUAUUAUCUCCUCUGCAAAGGUCACAUCUCCUGUGGCUGCAGUUGCGAUCGGUGACUAUGCGCUGAACCUGAGCAUCUUCGCCUCGUCGGGCGGUUUCUCGCAGCUCCCCGUCAUCCAGCCCCAUCUCAGCGUAUUCGGCCAGCCAACUCUGAACGCGUUUGCAGCGCUCGGCCGUCCCGUGCACCGUCAAGUGCGUGAAUAUAUUCAAAGCAUCUUCCGUGCCGAUACGCCAUUCCCUCAGAUUCUCAAGGACAACUCCACCUUGCAGAAGGAGGCGCUUUUGCCCUUGUCAGAAGUGACAAACCAUCUUCCCAUGCACAUUGGCGACUACACCGACUUCUACGCGGGGCUCAACCAUGCUUACAACAUUGGUGUGCUGUUUCGCGGUCCUGAGAACGCUCUGCAGCCCAAUUACAAGCAUCUCCCUGUUGGAUAUCACGGCCGUGCCUCUUCAGUCGUGACUUCAGGCACUCCUAUCCGCCGUCCCAAUGGCCAAAUCCUAGCCAACCCCGCCGCUAACCCCAAGGUGCCGACCUUUUCCCCCUGCAAGAGAUUGGAUAUCGAAUUGGAGCUUGCCGCUUUUGUCAGCAAGAGUAAUGAGCUGGGCCAGCCCGUUUCUAUCGAUGAGGCCGAGGACCAUAUCUUCGGCGUCGUAUUGAUGAACGACUGGUCGGCCCGUGAUAUUCAGGCUUGGGAGUACGUUCCUCUGGGGCCUUUCAACGCGAAAAACUUUGCCACCACGAUCACACCCUGGGUGGUCUUACUCGAUGCUUUGGAGCCCUUCCGCACGGCCGGUCUGGAGCCCGGCAACCGCGAAUCGCUACUGCCCUACCUGCGCGAGAAGCGCGAACUUAAUGCCUACGACAUCCCUCUCGAGGUUGAAAUCACGAACGCUGGUGGAAAGCCUACUUUGAUCUCUCGCACCAACGCCAACAACCUGCUCUACUCGUUCCCUCAGAUGCUGGCACACCACACCAUCACAGGUUGCAACAUGAACACCGGCGACCUGCUUGGCAGCGGUACCAUUUCUGGCAAGGAGAAUCAGACUCAGGGCAGUCUCCUCGAGCAGACCAACGGCAAGAACCCUCUGAAGCUGGCUGAUGGCUCGGAGCGAAUGUUCUUGGAGGAUGGAGACACUGUCGUUCUGCGAGGCAUGGCUGGUACGGAAGGAAACUACGUUGGCUUUGGCGACUGCGUUGGCACAAUUCUUCCAGCCCUCAAGUUGGAGUUCUAA